UUACCAACAGGUGCCACUAGUGGAAAGCUCCAAGCGAUACCUUACUGUCAAUACACAAAAAGGACUUUACAUUUAUAACCGUCUACCUUAUGGGGUGGCUAGUGCACCUGCCAUUUUCCAGAAAAUAAUGGAUCAAAUACUACAGGGUAUGGAGGGUGUCAUAUGCUACCUUGAUGAUAUCCUUAUUACAGGCAAGGACACAAAACAGCACAUGGAAAAUCUGGAAGAAGUGCUAAAAAGGUUGCAAGCCUCUUACCUCCGAGUUAGAAGAGAAAAGUGUGUGUUUUUUCAAAGCAGUGUCUCGUACUUAGGACAUGUGAUUGACUCUGACGGCAUCCAUCCAAUGAAAGAAAAAACGGAUGCUAUAAAAAAAGCUGCCAUUCCAGAAAAUGUGACAGAACUCAGAUCUUUCUUAGCAUUGCUAAAUUACUAUGGCAAAUUUAUUCCAAACUUGUCAACCAUCAUAAAGCCCAUGACAGAGUUGUUACAUAAAGACAUUGCCUGGUCGUGGUCUGAAAAUUGUCAGGCAGCUUUUGAAGAUGCAAAAAGACACUUAAUGUCAAACCAAGUUCUGAUUCAUUUUGAUCCUGAUCUGCCAUUGAUCUUAGCAUGCGACGCAUCUCCUGUAGGAGUGGGUGCAGUAAUCUCACACCGAAUGAGUGAUGGUAGUGAAAGACCAAUAGCUUUUGCUUCCAGAAUGUUGACAAAAACCGAGCGAAACUAUUCGCAGAUUGAAAAAGAGGCUUUAGGACUUGUAUUCGGGGUAAUGAAAUUUCAUGAGUAUUUGUUUGGAAGACAAUUUAUACUAGUAACAGACCAUAAGCCACUGCUAAAGAUUCUGGGACCUAAAACAGGGGUGCCCACACUAGCCGCAGCUAGGAUGCAAAGAUGGUCCCUCAUCUUGUCUGCAUACAAGUAUGAAAUUCAGUACAAGAGAUCAGAACAUCACGGUAAUGCGGAUGCAUUAUCGAGACUUCCAUUAAAAAAUGAAGAUGUCAGAUCAAAUCCAGUGUAUAGACUGUCGUAUCUUGAUGAAUUGCCAGUUACAGCAGUUGAUAUUGCACAAACAACAGAGACCGACCCUGUGCUUAAAAAAGUCAAGGACUAUGUAAUGAGUGGUUGGCCAAAACACAUUGUGGAAGAGAAGAUAAAACCAUAUUUUGCAAAGAAAUUUGAACUUUCUGUUGAACAUGAUUGUCUUCUGUGGGGAUAUCGUGUGGUAAUACCUGAAACAUUACGUGAUAGACUCUUAGCCGAACUUCAUGAUAGUCACUGGGGUAUGGUGAAGAUGAAAUCAUUGGCCCGAAGUUAUUUUUGGUGGCCUACACUUGACAUGAACAUUGAAGAGAUUGUGAGUCAAUGCAGUGUAUGUCAGCAGCAACGCAGCAUGCCUACCCCUGUCCCAGUACAUACAUGGAAAUGGUCAACAGGACCCUGGGAGAGAAUCCACUUAGAUUUUGCUGAAGAUCAUCAGCAGAUGUUUUUAGUGGUGAUGGACGCUCAUGCAAGAUGGCCUGAGAUUUUUCCUAUGCAGUCAACUAUUUCAGCAAAAACAAUUGAAGUGCUAAGAAAUCUGUUUGCAUCUUAUGGCCUUCCGCAGGAAGUGGUCACUGACAAUGGACCCCAAUUUACAUCCAGGGAAUUUGACGAAUUCUUGCUGCUAAAUGGGGUAAAGCACACAAAAUCACCUGCCUAUCACCCUGCCUCUAAUGGGCUAGCUGAAAGGUUAGUUCAGAACCUAAAAAAAGCACUUGCAAAGAACAGAGCAGGUGGUGGUAUGACACUUCAACACUGUGUAGCUAAUUUCAUAGUACUACUCACAAGACACCUGCUGAACUAUUCCUCAAGAGAGCUGUUCGAACCAGAUUAUCUCUUAUAA
Molecule: messenger RNA, 1879 nt
Organism: Paramisgurnus dabryanus
Lineage: Eukaryota; Metazoa; Chordata; Actinopteri; Cypriniformes; Cobitidae
Source: RefSeq, a predicted model, not a curated record